AUGCUCUAUGCCAUUUUACUGGCAUCAGUACUGCAAGCAGGUGAAUUUCAUUGGCUCGAACUGCUGGUGCUGAUAUGGAUAGUUACCUUUAUUCUGGAGGACGGUAACCAGUGGUGGAACAAUCCAGUCUUUAAAUGGAAUGAACUGUUUUUCGUCGUGGAACUGAUAUCCUUAGGCUUGUACUGUGUUGGGGCUGGACUCCGUAUAGCUGCCUUCAACAACCCUACUAGUGAGACGCUGAUCAACUACACCCACGUCGCUUUGGGCCUUUCUUACAUCGGGUUCUCCAUACAGCUACUGCAGAUUUGUUACUCUAAUGAAUUUUUCGGACCACUCAUGGCGAUGUUUAAAAAUAUGCUUCUAAAGCUCCUCAAGUUCCUUGUGAUCAUCUUCGUCUUUUUCAUCUCCUACGCCGUGGCCUCCGAGUCGGUCCUCUACCCCCGGGCUCCCCUCAACCCCCAGCUUGCUUACUACCUCACACGCAGGGCAUUCUGGGGAAUGUUUGGUGAAUUUCUGCUGGACGAGCUGGAAAGUCAGGAGGGGGACAUUGACCCGCCCACCUGCACCAACGACCCUACGGAGUAUUCUGACUACUCACAGCUGAGAUGCCCCACGGGGACGGGGAGGUUCUUCGGGCCUGUAUUGCUGGGGCUCUACUUUCUUACUGUAAACGUUCUGCUCUUCAACCUGCUGAUCGCUGUCUUCAACAAUGAAAUCAAGCGUAUCGAGCAGAAGGCUGACGGUGUCUGGAAGCGCCACGCCCUGAUCACUACACUACGCUAUCACAACACACUGUUCCCGCCCCCCAUAUUUUUUGGCCUGUUCUUCCCUCUGCUGAAGCUGCGGCUCAACCAGGAGCGUAGGGCGCCCUUUUUGAAGAAAAUCGCAUCGGAUAAAAAACAGCAACUUUACAAAGUUCAAAAUGAAAUACAAGAGAAAUACAUGGCGGAGAGGAUGAAAAAUGACUUCCUUACAAUAAACUGUCGGGUUAACUGUCCCCACAUAGACACACCUGAAUUUGAACAGACAUUUUCCAGGCCUGUGAAAGGUGACCCACUAACAGAGGAAUCCGCCAUCGCUGUCUUGACCACCACACGGCCAGUUUUCAUUAACCAGAAGAACUCUAAAGGUGUUUUGGUACCUCAGAAGAACAGGCUGUUUGCUGUGCGCACACGAUACAAGUAUGGCCUUAGAUGGGACUGUGUCAAAGUUCGACCAUUGUCUACCAAACGUCGAAGAUAUGAACCUACCGCAGAUGAUUUUAGUGUUGAUGUGGACGUUGGGAAAACAUAUAAGUCGAGUAGUCGUUAAAUAUAUCAUCUGUAGCGUUGCAUGCC
Messenger RNA from Physella acuta, 1337 nucleotides. RefSeq names its product transient receptor potential cation channel subfamily M member-like 2. NCBI's taxonomy places the organism in Eukaryota, Metazoa, Mollusca, Gastropoda, Physidae. Gene Ontology annotation, molecular function: ligand-gated calcium channel activity. Gene Ontology annotation, biological process: calcium ion transmembrane transport. Gene Ontology annotation, cellular component: plasma membrane. The record is from RefSeq and is a predicted model, not a curated record.